Emericellopsis atlantica is the source of this 2078-nucleotide messenger RNA. RefSeq lists its product as uncharacterized. The record is from RefSeq and is a predicted model, not a curated record. The transcript has a single exon. Lineage: Eukaryota; Fungi; Ascomycota; Sordariomycetes; Hypocreales; Bionectriaceae. Bases 121 to 2019 code for a protein of 632 amino acids.
CAGCCAACUGCAUGCCACCGCACUGCUCCCAUAAGUACGCUGCUUGACCGUCGCAUCACGUCUCUGGAAUCAAGAGAGACCUGGGUAUGAUCAUUCUGAGAGUUUGCUUCCACCCACAGAAUGGACGAAAACAGUGUGAUCAAGACACGCAUCGCCUCGCCUAGGUCAUUCCCGCUCGACCCUCGCCAUGAACAGACACGCACCAAGAACAUCCGCCCUGCGGCGCGCGUUUUCAACGACAAAGUCAAGCGCGACGCAAGUCGUCUCCUGAGCCUGCCAGAUGAGAUAUUGUGGCGCAUUCUCGACUUCCUCGCCGAAGAGUACUCGGGUCGCCAUCUUUCAAUGUUUGCACUGGCGUCCGGGCAAUGCAGGCAACUGGCGCGGCCUUAUCAGUUCGCCGAUAUCUGGAUCACCCGCAGCGAGCUGUCGUGGGCAUUGGUGCGAUACCUGAUCCAAGAGGCGAAGACAGAACAGGUUAUUCCAUCUAUCGGCAGCUACAUCCGCUCAAUGACUAUCACUAUCGAUCACGAUCACAAAGUGGAUCUGAGCAUACCAUGGUCGGAACCACUUGCCGUCUUGGAUGAGUUGGAAGUGUACGAAGAGUACUGGGCGCCUCUAUUUGACGAUUUGGCUGAAGCGGUUGACUCGUCCAUGCCGAACCUCGAGAGCUCUUACUGGACGGAUACUGGUGAAUUUGCGACGUGCGACGGCCUGCUCAUGUCCCUCCUGCGGCGGACGACAUCCAGCGGCCGUCUGCGGAAUCUUUACUUCUCUGAAUACGACUUCUUCUUCGGUGAGGUGGAGGAAGUUAGGUCAAAGUUUCCUUCUGGUCCGCUCCUGAUACGUGAUUUGGGCUUGGGCUACGAUUACUGCUAUAGGAGCACCCCGGGGCCGUAUGAUAGCAUGCGAUUCUUUCGUGAGGCUAUCCUGCGCCAGUCCUCUUCCACGCUGGAGUCCCUGGUCUAUAGCGGGAGCUUAGGUUUUCACUAUCUCGAACCUGAGAAUAAGAAUGAGCCGUACUCGUUAACCAAUCUUGAGGAUGGACCUAUUGUUUUCGACAGGCUGCAGAAGUUCUGGGCCGGGUGGUCAGACAACGAUAUUGAAUUGGACACCAGAGUCCUUGAGUGCAUAUUGGCGGCGCCCUUGGAAAGCUUCGCGCCCUCAGACACCAUCUGCACGGUGAUGCAGGCACGCGGACCGGCAGACUGCUUCCCACUCCGUCAUCUCAAGACAUUUGCCAUGACGGGGGCCGGCCACACGGUGGAGUGUGAACAAGCUGAGUACAUGUAUAAGCUUAUUAGUCUUGCUGAACACUACACCGGGCAGAUGGAGGAGCUCUUCAUCUAUUACUUUGAACAUGGAGCAAUUGACGACCAGCGUGUUCCGAAGCUGGAGGCACUCUUGGCCACCAACCGAUUCGAUAAUCUCCGGUACCUGUGCUUCAGCUGGCACCACGACCCACAUCUCACGAUUCUCAAAGCCAUUGGCGCGAACAUUCCGUCUCUAGAAGAGCUAUCUUUCGGCUUUCAACCAAGAGACAGCGAGAGUGGGUACGAUACUAGGAUUGAACAGAACAAUGGCUGGGAGGAUCUGAGCACGCCGGUUCACGAGAACUUUAUAGCGGCCAUCUCGCCCCUUCCCAAGCUGGCCAGGCUGUGUGUCUUUGGUGACGAGUACAUUGCCGACUGGUGCGAGCACUGGUCUAGACACCGGUUCCUCAAAGAGCACGUCUGGUUCCAUCAAGGACGCAGCUACACUAAAAGGGAGUGUGGAAGAAAGCCAUGGGAGGGACAGACUUGGUCAGAGGCCAUCAGAGGACAUACGAGACCGGGUGACAAGAUUGAGGACUGGCUGGCCAAAUGGGUCACGGGAUGUGCCGACACGGGCCAGGAUCCACGAGAGGCCGUGAAUGCGCUCGCUGCUCAGUAUGCAGAAGCCAUUCCGAGCUUGCGGGAAUUCAUGAGUGGAAGGGUGUUGGUGGAGAUCACUCGGGAGGGAGUAGCCAGCAACGCACGUUGACCCACGACUACAAACAGUGAGGCUGACCUGUAUGUAGAAUGACAACGGUCUAAGCUGGG